AGUUUUUUUAUUGUUACCACUUUUUAUGUUAUCAAGUUUGUGUUUUCAGAAGGUCUUGACUCAAUUGUGCACCAUGGAGUUAUAAUAAACUAGGAGUAUCAUAAUAUUUUGAUUUAAAAGCUGUAAAUCAAAAUGUUGAAACUAACACCAAACGAAAAGCCUUUAUCUUUAAAAAACAAUGAAACAGUUCAUGAAAUUUAUUAUUUAAAUCAAAAUGAAAUUUGUGUUCGGCAAACACGUACUUUAAGUGGCUAUCAAUAUGACGAGUCAACAAAAACUUGGAUACAAAAAUGGACUGAAAUAAUAUUCAAAACACCAGGCGAUGAUGACGAUUAUUCAAUAAAACGUUAUCCUUGGUUGAUAACGGAUCAAUUACUUGCUGAUAAGAAGAUACUAAUGCUAAGACAUCCAGAUGGUGUGCAAUUACACGAAUUACAUGACACAGGUUUCAAACUUUUAACAGAUGAUGAUAAUUUUAUAUUAUCUGAUUAUAAAUAUAUGCUAUUUGGAAAUUUUUAUGAUGAAAAAAAUUCAGUAGGUGUUAUGACCGUGUUAAAUGAUGGAGAAGUUAAAUUUUAUAUCGUAAACAAAGAAAGUUUUAAAGAGGAUAAAGAUGACCCGUUGCUUCCAUUAGAUUCAGAAGAUAAUAAAAUAGAAUUACCCAAUAAUUGGCAUUCAAAAACAACACAAUUUUAUGUAGCAAAAUUCCAAAAUCAAGAUGUGGUUGCAUUGAAAACAAUAUCUGAUGAAUUAGAAUUCUAUCAACUAACAACAGAGCCGAAAAUCAAACAAUUAUUGAAAACAACACAAAUAAAGGGUGUUAAAGACUCGGAUCGAUUAUUUUUUGUUAAUUUAACAAACCAAAAAUUUCAAGAUAUUGUUACACUGACCCAAAAUGGUUUGCAAGUUUAUCAAUACGACGCAAACAGCGAAGAUUAUAAACUACUUGGUAAUGACGUUGGAUUUACUUCGGAUCAUGGUUGGACAUCAUUAUUUUCGAAAUCAAUACAUUUUAUGGAUGUAAAUAAUGAUCAAAAAGAUGAAUUAAUAUAUACGGGAAAAGAUGGUUUAACUGUAAUCACGUUUGAUGUAACAAGUCGUAAAUGGAAGGAAUUGAUCAAGCCACUGUCAAUAAAUCGAAUUCAACGUUAUGGUCAAAUGAUACCAAUUUUAAAUCCUAAUGUAGCAAAAAAUCCAAUAGUUUUUACGAAAAGUGCAGAUGGUUCAGUACAAUGGGCCCAAGUAUUACCAGCGGAACAAGUAAUACCUACUUCUACAACCGUUGCUCCAGACAUAACUACUCCACCUUCAAUAACUACCGAAACAAAAUUGCCUGUUCAAUUGCGUAAAGAAUUACGGGAAAAACCAAUUUUACGUCUCGCUGAAUAUAUCGAUGAGGAUUUUAUUAAGAAAGCUAUCGAUAUCGGUAAUGGACAAGUUGAUUUUAAUAUACCUUUGGUGGAUACUGUGGAGUUAAGUGGGAUACCGUUAAAGUUGCCAUUGAAAUAUAACAGUCAGGUGGUAUCAUCUGGUGAAGUUGGGAUUGGUUGGUCCUUUCCCAUUGGAAAAGAUUUUAUUUAUGUUGAUUAUCAAGGAAGUAUCUUUUUAGAAGAUGCAAUUUUUUUUUUAGUCAUAGAAGGGCAAAAGGUACGUUUGGACUUGAAGUCCGAUACGGAUGAUAGCAUUCUAAAAUUUGAGCCUUCACAAGAAAUUGCUGAUGAAGAAAUAACUAUUGAAUAUAAUAAAUCAACAGAAACUUGGAUACUAAAUGGUAAAACUUAUCGGCGUGUUUACGGCAAAGCCAAUACUGAAAAUGCAAAAGAUUGUUUACGAUGGAGUUUAAGUUAUCCAAAUUGGCGUGAUGCCGGAACCAGUGACAAGGGUUUCGAACCAAUUGUUAUUUCAUGGUAUUUAAAUGAACAUAUCGAUAAAAAACGAAAUCGUACCUUAUUCUAUGAUUAUAUGAUUGAUAAUAAACUUUUUGGAGAUAAUUCGUACAGCAGUGCAAUUUUCUUGACAACAAUUCGGAGUGACGCUAACUUUAAAUUAACUUUGAAUUAUGAGAAAAAAACAAAAGAUGAAUAUACAAUUUCAAAUCCGAAAAAUGAUGAUGGAAAAAUUGAAUUUCCGGUAUUGUUAAGAGAAGAUCGUUAUCUAACGAAGUACACCAUACAAGCCGAUAAUUAUCAACAAUCUAUUCGAUUUCAAUAUAAAUUAAAUGAUAAGAAACGAUUAUUAACUAAUGUUUUAAAUACAUUUGUGUUAUCCGAGAUUACGUUGGCACGGGGCUCAGUAAUGCAAUUUAAAUAUAAUUCGAAUUCUGUUUUACCUGAAAUCCCAAGAGAUCGUGAAAAUGUUCGUACGUAUCGAACAAAUAGUGAAAAUAUUAAAUUUAGCUACAGCAAUGAUUAUGCUGUAAUGGCCUACAAUACAGAUUCAUAUGUACAUUUAACAAUAUUAAAUCCUGAAUUAACUACAGAAAUCGAGUCUUUAACAUGUCCUGGAACCAAAAUUAAAAACUACGAAAGUUUGAAUGUUUUUAAAUAUAAAGAUGAAAAAUGGAUGCGAGAUGCAACAAGAUACCAAUUCGAUAAAAGUGUAUCCAUUCAAUUUGGUGAUGUACUAAUUGUUGCAAGUGAUAUUAAAAGGCAAAAGAUAAAUUUAUUUGAUACAAAAUCGAAAAAAUGGAAAGGUCCAAAGGUAAUUACUGAUCUGCCUUUCAAGGCAUUGGCUGUACACAAAAAAUAUGUGGUCAUGUACGAUGAUAAUCAUAUAUGGAUUAUGUACAAUAAAUCGGAUAAAUGGCAUCGGGAAAAAUUACAUCAUUUACCAGGACUUUACACUCAGACACAAGAAACUAUAGAAAGAUUUGAUGUUAAGUCUGAUACACAAGAGAAAUUUAUCAAGGAUUUUACGGAAAGUUGUUUUAAAAUCAUGAAAAACAUCAUAAUUCUCAAUGCACUUCAAAUAACUAAUAACGACCAAUUAACGGCCAAACUGCACCUAUUAACAAUCAAUGCAAAUCUUAAAGUUGCAGAUGUAAAAACUUACGAAUUUAAACGAGAGCACAUUCUCGAUUUGUCAUACAAAUUGGAUGACCAAAACAAGACUAGUAAGUUUCAUUUAAAAUACGGCGAGAAUAAUGGAAAAUAUCGUUUAAAGGUGUACGAUUUUUCUGGUGAAAUGAUGGAUGAGUAUAAAAAAGAAUAUAAAAAUAAAAAUAAACUAAAAGAUGCUGUUGACGAACAGAUAAAAAAAUUAAAUGAAGCAAAAGGAUUUCAAAAAGUAUUAUAUGAGCAAUAUCUGGUUAACUGGCAAUCAUUGCUUGUGCAUGCGACAUAUCAAUUCAUUCAGCAUGGUAUUAACGAUACCAUACAAAUGACUGGUACUGGAUGGGAAGAAAAGAAAUUAGAUGAAGAUUUCACAAUUGAUUUAGGCCCAAACUUUCGAAUAACAAGUGUAGAUGAUGAGAGAAAAAAUUUUACUAUGUACAAAAACGGAGAAGCUGUAAAAGAGUUUAAAUUGUAUAUGGCAGGAUUAAUGGUUAAUCGAUUCCCAAUGUAUUUAGCUUACCAGCCUCGCGAGCACGACGUAAAUAUUAUAGUUUUUAAAGAAAAUGGAAAGGAAAUAGAUCAAGAAAUCUGUUUUGAAAAGGAAGGUUUAAUCAAAGAAAGCAAUUAUCAAAAUUUAAUAACAAGAGCAAACACAACGUUAGUUGAAAAAAAUAUUGAGCCACAUGAAUGUUUAAUUCGACCAAUUGCAACUUUAAUUUCACAGAAAAAGCAAUAUUAUGUAAAAGAAUCAAUUUUAAAUCUUGGUGAAUUUGAGCGAAAAAUUGUAUACCGCCAAUCAUAUAAAUUUGAUUCGAAAAAAUCAAUAUAUACGCAAACUAUAACGAUGAUUCCAACUGGUAACAAGACUAACGCAGGAUGGUCUGAAAUCAAUUAUUCAAAAAAUGUCCAUAAGGGUACAGUAACAAAAACUCAUUAUUGGUAUAAUUUAAAUGAUAUUAAAGUAGAAGAAUCUGAAGAAGUAAUUCAAGAAGAUCGUCAAGAGAAGCAGAAAAAGGAAAACCCAUUAAAUUCAACGUUGUUAAUGGAUCGAAAUGAGAAACUUGUAAUUUGUGAUUUGCGUCCUUAUAAUUUAGCAGACGAAAUGAUUUCAUAUUAUGGCUUUGAGUCAUAUGAAACAAAUAAAUAUUGGAAAUUUAAUCAAAAAAAUGUUGUUGAAAAUUUAAACGCAUUUACUGGUCAAAAUUACUUGGUAAUAAAUAGUGGAUCCCGACUCGAAGGUACACUUAAACCACAAGAUCAGCACAUAACAUAUUUAGUAAGUUGUUGGCUACGAGCAGCAAAUGUGCUUAAAUUAAAUGAAGCAACAUCAAUCCUAAAAAUGAACUUACGAACCAGCGAAGGCGAAAAUAUAUUUACAAGUCUUGGGCAAGUUAAACAACAGUCAAAUGAUUGGUAUUAUCUUGAGUUAAUUAUUGAUUUUGAGACAAUCAAACAAAUGUACAAAAAUUACAUCGAUUAUUACAAAAAUAAAACUUUACCAGCGUUAAACGAUGUUAAAUUUGAAAUAACGGUCAUUAUAGAAUCUGAUUCCACAAUUGAUUUGGAUCAUAUUCGAUUCUCACCAUUGACACAUGAUUUUGAGGCAAAUGUGUACGAUCCAAAAGUUGGAGUACCAAUUGCCACAAUACAUGAGACUGGCUUAGUAACACGAUCAAUUUAUAACAAUAUGUAUAAAAAAAUUGCGACCAUUAACCAAGAUGGUGAAAUUGUGGAAUUGAUUAGCUCGAGUGAAACGGGACGUUUAUUUCCUACACCUCAGGGUGUACAAUUUAAAAAUCCUUACCCAAGUUAUCUAACUUUCGUGCCAGAACAAAGCUCGUACGAAACAUUUGCACGUGGUUGGGAAACAAAAACACCAAAAGCUUGGCAUAUUGCAAGUCCUGGACAAUUAUCACAUCUUGAUAACGAGGAGUCACAUCAAUUAAAAGCAGUAAAUCAAAUUGAUACAAAUUCAGUUACUUUACGAUUUUUCAUGGCUUUGCUAGACACAAAUAGUUAUGUUGCAUUAAGUGUGGGUACUUUGGGUCAAUUAAAAUUGACUAAGGAUGGAAAUUUUUCCACAAUGAUUCUACCAAACAAACAUAAAAUUUCAUCGUUGCCUCAAUCUGGGGAAAUAAUUAUUAUGGUCGAAGAAAAUUUUGUUACAAUUUGGUUUGAUGGUGUUUUAAUUGUGGAUGAAUCUUUCGAAAAAGUUUUACCCGCACAAACAUUGGUUUUAGAAGCUCAUGGUGAAAUCUUGAUUGAAGAUUUCAUGAUUUUAAAUCGUCCACAUUUGCAAGUAGAUUAUUUGAAUGAAUUAGGAGAAAAAGUUCAAGAAAUCAAAUAUGAGACCCCACAAUCAGUAUUAGUCACUCAAAUGUUAUACGAUGCCCUGGGUCGAAACGCGAUUACAUCAAAAACAACACGGCUACAACGCCAAAAUAAUCAGAGCCCAUUGCUGAUAUAUCAUAAAAAUUUCGUUACGAAUAUCAAUCCAAAAGAUUCAAACUCUGUUUGGCAUACAAAUCGUUUAGAUGGCAAAAUACACGAAUUAAAUCCGGCGGAUAAAGGCGCUGCAUUUAUUCGCACUGAAUAUUGGGAUAAUCCAUUAAACGAUGAAAAAAAAUUAGGCUUACCUGGUCCAGAGUAUUCAACUAGUGGAGCUUAUGUUACAUCGAUAGCAAAACAUUCUAAUCAUUCUUUUAUGGAUAAUCUGUUUCCGAAAAAAUUGGGUUACACUCAAAAUGUACAAAUUAGUUCGAACGGUGCUGAAACAGUAACGGUUUAUGAUCAGCAACGAAAUAAAAUUGCAAUUUACGUGAAUGUACCAGGAUUUGACCAUUUAUUAAGUACCUAUGAAUAUAAUGGCAGCGGUAAACUAACAAAAAUCCUUCCACCCGUAUAUCAUGAAAAAGUUGGUACUGAAUUAAAAACUACCGCGUAUCAACCGGAUAAGUUAACUAAAGAGGAAAAAAAUUGGCAAGAAAUGUUGGCAACAACUUUGACUUAUAAUGAACAUGGACAAGUACUCCGUAAAAAUACGCCGGAUUUUGGCCCUAUUGACAAUUUAUAUGAUUCAAAUAAUAAAUUACGGUUUAUGAUAACCUCAGUCAAAGAAUCCAAUUCGUUAGAAAAACCACAAACUGUAUACUUUGACCAUAACAAUCUUGAUCAAUUAAUCGCUACCGGCUUCUUCAAUCAAACUUUAGGUAUUGAAGAAUUAAAAAAAUAUACCGAAAGUGUUUUCUUACCAAAUACCGAAAAAUUUCAACAAUUGGAUUACAGUGAUUAUCAUCCAGAUCCACAAUUACGAGGUCGAAUAAAACAUUGCAUUACAUACAACGAUGAUGGUGAAACUAUUUUGGAAAAACUGCGAUUCGAUUCGGAUGAACAAAUGGUUGAACGAAAAAUACUAUCAGUAAUGAAUGAUAUUCAAUUGGACAUUAAAAAACAAUAUAAAAAUGGUAAAAUUCAACGAUUAAGUUAUCCAAAUGUGAAUAAUAAAAGUUUGGAUUUAGAUUUUACCUAUAACCGUUUAGGUCAACUUAUCGAGUUAAAAACACCCAAUUUAUUUACUGCAAAAUUCACUUAUGACUCAACAGGUGAUUUGGCUAGCGAAUCAUUUCAAUCGAGCAUGAAUAGUUUGACACGAAAAUAUAGUUAUAAUUCGCCCGGUUUUCUAACACAAAUCACUGAUCCAUUCAUGACGGAGACAAUGACUUAUACAGAAAAAGGUUAUGGGCAUGCUGGAUACGGAGAUGGCAUCAUAAUGGAAACACAUUUCACUAACAAUUGGACGAAGAACGCGGAUAUGCGUUGGUUCCAAAUUAAUGAGGACUCAAUAGCAUCGUUUACAAAUGACUCAAAAUUAUGUUUGAACGCACUCAAAAAGUAUGGAUACCUCGACAAUCAGAACAAGCCAAUUAAGUUAUAUAUAAUCGAUGCCGAACCAUCAAUGCCCCUCUUAUGUGGAAUGGGUAAAAUUGCUGACCUGUUAUCAACAGUAAUUGCGCAAAACUAUGUGCCCCAAACUUAUGGCUAUAAGUUUUCUUAUGGCAAUCAUCAGGAAUUAAUAAAAGCAAAAUAUUAUACAGAUGAAAUUUCCAAAUUAAUUGACCCACUGCAAAUUGAUAGUUUUGCCAAAUUUAUUCCUGAAAUAUCAAGCGAACAAUCUGAAAAAAUUUGGGAAUUAUUAACAGAAGCAAAGUAUAUUUUAAAGGAUCAACCCCGACACCAUUCUAAAACUGCAAUUGGCAAACGAGGCAAAAGUUUCUUCAGAGAUGAAGAAUUGAAAUCGGACCUUAAGAGUUUAAAUGAAAAUUAUAUGCUUUAUUUGGAAUCAAUUAAGCAAUUUAUUAUCAAGCAUCAAUUUGAUCAGCAAAAAGCUAAUGUUGAUGACUUCACCGAAGCAUUGUUGAGAUGGGAGGGAGCAGAAAAGUCCUCGUUGCUCAUUUAUAAUAAGUAUAAAGACAUUGGGAAUGAAAUAGGGAAAAUGCUAAAAAAUAAGGAAUACUUUAGCACAAAAUCCUUACAUAAUAAUUUUGGACAAAUUUUAAGUCAGUUUUCAAAAUACAUUCCUAAAAUUGUUUCAAUAUUAUGGGACCAUUUUACAUAUGGACUGGGUGGAACUCCAUUCGAUCAUGAAUCAUAUGAAAUAGAUGGAAACGGAAAUCAUAAAUUUUUCGUUUCAAAUUUUGAUAAAUAUAAAAUUAAUUACCAAAACCAUACAAAUAAAAUCGAUAAAAUUGAGAUUUCCAAAAUACCUUAUGAGAUUGAACACGAUGCAAGUGGAAAUAUCAUCAAAGCUAAGCAUAAAGGUAUCGAAAGUAUCAAAUAUCAUCCAGUUACACAACGAGCAACGUCCAUUCAAAUGACCAAUGGACUUACCUUACGCUUUUAUUAUGAUGCUGCGGGUGAAAGAAUUCUUAAAAAAGUUUUCAAUGCAGACGGAAAAUUACAAUACGAAGUACGAUAUGUUCGAGAUACUGAAGGCCGAGUUCUCAUUGACCAACGGAAAAAGUAUUUGGGACUGCAAUCAACAGAAGAAACUUUAACAUAUUAUUUUUAUGGACCAAGAGGUUUAGUUGGAUAUAUUCGUGAUGACAACUAUUAUCAUGUACUUACCGACCAUGCUGGAUCAAUACGACUUAUUAUCAGAGCUAUUGAUAAUGAAGUGAUUACGGCCUUUGAUUAUCUUCCAUAUGGUAAAUUAAUGCGAGCAUUUGGAGAUAAAACUUUUAUAUAUCGAUAUACAGGACAAGAGUGGGACGAAGAAACUGGUUUAUAUAAUUAUCAUGCUCGAUUAUAUGAUCCAAGUAUUGGGCGCUUUUAUCAACCCGAUCCAAAAUCUCAAUAUUUUAGCCCAUAUGUGUAUGCGGGUAAUUCACCAAUAUCCACUAUUGACCCCGAUGGUGAAUUUGCAUUGAUAAUUACAUGUAUUGUUCUGGGUAUAAUUGGCGCUUAUUUAGGUGCGGCAAAAUUGAAUAAUCGAUGGAAUCCAGCAGACUGGGAUUGGAAGGAUUUGGGUACAUAUAAAGGUUUAGGUAUUGGUUUUUUGGUUGGAGUUACGUUACCGUUAACUUUUAAGGGUUCUUGGGCGGUAUUUGGAGGUUUGCUUGCAAGUAAGAUCGGUUCCUUAGCUUUAGGAAUUUCAAUACAUAUAGCUUUGGCACUUACUGGUUCCUAUAUUAUGAUGGCUGUUGAAAACGGUGGAAAUUUUAAUCCUAAAAAAUGGGAUUGGAGUAAGCCAGCCACAUACUAUGGUAUGCUUGAUGGAGUCGGACUUUUACUUGGAUUGUUUGGUGGUGUUGGUAGCUUGCACAAGUAUGCUGGUGAAAAACUAAUAAACCUUGGCGGUCGUUUGACUAGAACCCAAUUUUUAAUACUCAGCUAUUCUACAGCUAUAGGCGUGGCAUAUGCUCAUGGUGUAAUUGCAAAUGACUAUAAGUAUGCAUUUUGGGAAUGGGAUUGGAAAAAUGCAAAUACCUACCUUUCCUUAAUUAGCGGAUUUAGCUUUGGUUCAGGAAUACCACAAAAUAUUAAUAACAUGCAUCGAGGCUUUUUAAAGUGGAGAGAAAACAGUAGAAGCCUUACGCAACUGUCUUCAUCCAAAAGACAAAUGAUAAAAGCAAUCUUAAAAAACCCUAAACAUCCAUUAUAUAAAGUUACUGCAUCUAUUGUCAUGGGUUACUAUAGGGCUGCUGCAGCUAAUGGUAAUAAUUUUGAUUUUACGAAAUGGCGUUUUGAUACAUUUGCAACAUACGAAGGUAUUCUCAAAGGUAUUUUCGACGGUAAAAAAUAUGUAGCAUAUGCAGAGCAAGGCAUUACACUUGUAAGGGAAAAUAUACAUAAAAUAUCACCAAAUAGAUUAAUUAAUAAAUACAUAGACAAAAAUAUGCGACGUAUUUUCGAUUACAUUGAGAAAGUAAGAAAAACUUCUAAAUUCUAUAAUUUGGUUGAGAAGAAUUUCCAAAAUCCCGAUAAAGAAUUAAUUAGUAAAUUGUCAGAUGCGUUAAAACAAGAUGUUGAAAAGUUUUUGAAAGAAGGGUAUAAAAAGUGGAAGAACGGUGAGACCAGGAUACCAAAACCUUUUGAAGAAAAAUUGCGAGAACAAGUUAAUAAGCAAUUUCCUCCGAGAGCUUUAAAAGAUUUUCAGAAAGAAGAAGAUGCCAUUGAUCGGCAACAACAACAAAUAACUACUGAUCGCCUUCUUGAUUUUUUGAGUUGUCGUAGAGAAUCAGUUACUCGGGAAAAUAUUGUUAGUAUUGUAUGUCGACCAUCUACUACGUUAAAAUCUGAUGUUAAUACAAAUAUUGCGAAAAUGAAUGCUAAAUUUGAGACAAAUUUAAAUUCUGAUCGUAAACAACCACGGAUUGAUCGAUCUAUACCUGAUGCACAUACUAAUUCGUCAAUCAAUACCAUUACUACUGAAUUUAUUGAUACAGCGGAAUUCCUUCCACAAUAUGUAAGAUCAAAAGGUACUCGUUUAGAAUUUUGGCCUCUCAAUUUAGCCAAAAAAGCAGGUACUGUAGCCGUUUCCCUAUUGGCUAGUUGGACCAAUUACGAUAAUAAACCUUCUGAAAAUCCAACAUUGCUUGAAAUGGGUGACAAUUGGGUACAGAAUGCAGAUACAAACGGACUUUUAACAUGGGGUAUAUAUUUUGCAAAUAAAUUGACUGGAUAUCGACCAAAACCAAUUCCACUGGAUCAGUUUGAUGAAAUGGCAAAUACUGAACUUCAAAUUCGAUCUACAAUCAUUGUGGAUCGUUUCAUGGAUACUUUACUAGAAUUUGUUGCAGAAACAAAUAAUUCCAAAACACAUGAAAUGUUUGAAAAUACUGUUACAUAUUGUGAGGCAAUUAAGAAUGUGCGCCAAAAACUAUCUGUGGGAGAUAUUCAAGGAAUACCAGACAUGUUGUUUAAAUUAUUGGUUAAAAACAAUAUGGAGAAAUUUAUGAGCGUUGAAUUAUUCUCUAAAAUGACAAACGAUAACACAAUGUCCGAAUUCUUAGAAUUUAUUAAUCAACAGGAACAUGAAUGGCUUUCACGAAAACAAUCACCUGCCAAAUUAUCUGAUUAUAAUAAUAAAUAUCAACGCCCUCAGCAAGUUCCUCAGCAUUGUUUCUUGCCAAAAAAUUUCCCAAAUGUCGAAUGUCCAAAUUCUUUAUUCAUUGACCAAGUCAUUGAUAAUUAGUUUACGUUUAAGUGUUCAGUUAGUUUACCACUUUUCUUCUACUCGGAGAUCUUUGUAUAAAGUACUAUUUUGAUUUCACCAACUCAUGCUUUUUUAAUUCUAUGACUUCUUCGGAGCAAUUCUUUAGCCAUCGUGGUGGCAUGAGAUGAAACACGCCAUCAUUUUAAAAAUUAUUCUAAAAUUACUUUUAAAAAGUUUCAAGUAAUA
Chrysoperla carnea is the source of this 10953-nucleotide messenger RNA. RefSeq lists its product as uncharacterized. The coding region runs from base 133 to 10746 and encodes 3537 amino acids. The transcript has 4 exons. The record is from RefSeq and is a predicted model, not a curated record. NCBI's taxonomy places the organism in Eukaryota, Metazoa, Arthropoda, Insecta, Neuroptera, Chrysopidae.